ACAGGCCUUUCGAGUAGCAAAAUCUAUGUGUUUUUACCUUUAAGCUCUUCAACCAAACUUACAUUGCUGAUGUUUUCUGUAAUUAUGGGUAUAUUAGCGUUUUUCGGAAAUGUUCUCAUACUUUGUUUUGUUAAGUCGAACCAAAGUGCAGCGUCCUUUCUUAAGUCUUGUUCUUUCCGGAAAAAUUUUGAUGUCUACAUCUCCAGCCUUGCUAUAUCUGAUGCACUUUGCGCGUUUAUAGUUCUUCCGCUUACUGGUUGUCAGUUAUUUUUUGAAGUUUUUGAACGAGGAUGGGGCUGUAGAAUCCUUCGCUACUUGGGUAUUUUCUUUCCUUCAGUUACCAUAAAUAAUCUGUUGAUUAUCAUCUUUGGAAAAUAUUUUUCAACACGUCAGAUACCUCGUAUACUGAAACAUUCUACUGUUAAAAAAUUGCUUUACCUUACCUGGUUCUCAACAUGUGUUUACGUAUUGCUCCCCGUUGCAACUAUGGAGGGGAUUAGAUAUGAUCUAAAUGACACACAUUACACUGUAGUUUGCAGGCCUAAUCAUCAGUAUGUGUCAUUUGGAGUAGUGAACCUGGCCUUUAUAGCUUUUCAAUACUUUUUGCCAAGUAUUGUGAUUUUUACUUUAACUAUAUGCUUGAUCUUGACUGUGCGGUCAAGAAUGAAAAGAGCUAUCGACAUCCAAUGUGAUAAUGCUAUCAAAGUCAUGAAGAGGGCUGAAAACAGACGAUUAACCAUGAUAUUGGUUUCUAUUAUGCUCAUGUUUAUACUUUCAUACGCGUUUUUUUUAAGUUACUUAAUUUUUACAAUUUUGACAAGAUCACAAGAUCACACCAUUAGUUUUGAAAGUGAUUUUCUCAUCCGUUAUGUGGGUGCUCUGUUGGCGUUUUCCAACAGUCUCGUUAACGUGAUAAUAUAUCUUGUUCAAAUGAAGGAUUUUCGGCACUUUUUGAAAACAAAGAUCACUUCGAAUUUUUCGAACUAAAAUUUGGUUGUUGAUUCCAAUAUUGUCAAAUCUAGUUUGAAAUUCAGAAGCAAAAUGUCUAAAGGCUUACAUCCAGCUUACAAGACUCUUAUAAAAGGAGCAGUAGGUGCAAUUGAUACUGAAAACGUCGAUUGUCGUUGAAUUUUUAUGGAAACCAGAAAACAGAUUACUGCUUGCCGCAAUUCAUAUUGAUACUGGCAACAGAUUUAUUAACAGUUUAGUAGCGUUUGGCGCACUACUCAUUCUCAACUAUGCCAGCAGGUUUUUAUAAUGUCUUCUUUUAAGUGCAGCAGGUCUUGCUAAAAGCCUCAUUUGUAAAUAGCCACGUCGGUGAAGAGGAAGAGGAAACG
Messenger RNA from Pocillopora damicornis (cauliflower coral), 1337 nucleotides. Its product is annotated as adenosine receptor A3-like. The record is from RefSeq and is a predicted model, not a curated record. Lineage: Eukaryota; Metazoa; Cnidaria; Anthozoa; Scleractinia; Pocilloporidae.